CUCAAGUAUGUUGUCAAUAAAUCCAAAGAAGAGACAAUUCACUCUGAUCUUAUUGGAAAAAGAUGGUACCAGAUCCUAAAGAACGAAUUGGAGUCUAAGAGAGAGGAUACAUCAGAGCCCACAAAAAAGGAAAAUUAUGAUGAGGAAACUGAAUUGUUUUUCAAACCCUCUGAUAUAUUAACAAUUCAAGAGUUAGUUACAAAAUCUAUUACAAAUAUGACUGAGGAAUUGGUAGUUAAAUUGUUAAGAUG
Molecule: messenger RNA, 251 nt
Organism: Funneliformis geosporum
Lineage: Eukaryota; Fungi; Glomeromycota; Glomeromycetes; Glomerales; Glomeraceae
Source: the annotation of a GenBank genome assembly